Molecule: messenger RNA, 12354 nt
Organism: Saccostrea echinata
Lineage: Eukaryota; Metazoa; Mollusca; Bivalvia; Ostreida; Ostreidae
Product: cadherin EGF LAG seven-pass G-type receptor 2-like
Exons: 40
Coding region: 220-12225 (4001 amino acids)
Biological process (GO): G protein-coupled receptor signaling pathway; cell surface receptor signaling pathway; homophilic cell-cell adhesion
Cellular component (GO): plasma membrane
Molecular function (GO): G protein-coupled receptor activity; calcium ion binding; protein binding
Source: RefSeq, a predicted model, not a curated record
UGAAAUCAAAGCACUUCGCCGAAGGAUAAGCGAUACUUAGAUUUGUCUAUGUCCAGCAUGUUAAGAAAAUGGUAACUUAAGAAUUAUCGUCAGAAUAUCGACAAGGAUGGAACACUUUUAAUGUAUGAGAUUUUGACAGUGUGUAAUGAUUCGAAAAUGUGUUAAAUUUAGAGAUUCACCUGUGUCGCAUUUCUUGAAUAGAAUUCAAGAGAAAGAAAAAUGGGUGUCGAUGCGUCAGCGACCCGACCUAUAAUUUGGUUGUGGGGAUUUUCUGUGAUUAUGGUGCACAUUCCCGAAGUGACGAGUUUGAGUGUAAGUGUUCAAUGGAAUGAUAUUCCGCUAGGAGGAAAGGACAUUUUUAAUGUGUCGAGCGCCGACAGAAAUUGGAAUUACAAACAUGAUAAAAUAUAUAAUUCCAAAUACAGAAGUGAAGAAUCGGGUGUAGUAAUAAGAAAUGGUGCUGUUAUUAUGAAAUCUAGUGUUCCUUGUGAUAAAAUAGAAAAUCCUUCAGAAAUCCAGAUUUUAUCCUCAAGAGACAAUAACAAUGCAAAUAUCGUGUCAUUGUUUCCAUUGGAAAUCAGCAUACAAGGCAAAAACUGUCUCAUACCAAAACAUAGGAAAACCCAUAGAAGGAGGCAAAGGGAUAAAAAAUAUCGUAUCAUUGUAAAAAGCAAAAAUUUUCAUUUUAAUUGGUGCUUUCGAAAACAUGACACUGUGCUCAAUUUUGGGGCAUUAUUGCCAGUAACGCUGCACAAAUGUGAGAAAGUUAAUUUUCAUCCUAAAGAACCAAUAUCAUUGAUCAGUUUUGAUCAGAAAGACAGGUCAUUGUAUGCACUUCAAAAAUUUUGUACGCCAUCAUCACGUUUUUCAGUAUUUGGUCAUUUGAGUGUUAAAUGCUCUAAAUUAUCCCAAGUCGUAGAAAUCCCAGUAAAAAUAAUAUUCAAAAACCUGCUUGAGUUUCAACAAAAAUCUUUACCAUCACCCAGUCAAAAUCAUCAUUUACGGAUUCGUAGACAAGUAAUAAACAAUGCUCCGAAAUUUCCACAACUCACCUACUCUGCCAGUGUACAGGAGAAACAAAAUCCUGGAUACCAUGUGAUAACCGUCACAGCAACAGAUAGUGAUAGCGGGGACAAUAGUGUGAUCACCUAUAGCAUGACUGCCCAAAAUGACCAACGGAGCAAGGACAUGUUUGCCAUUAACCCUGUGACCGGUCUUGUCAACACCACAGUGAUGCUAGAUCGAGAACUGAUUCCAAAGCAUACAUUUGCAAUAUAUGCUACAGAUAACGGAUAUCCUCAGUUGUCUGCUAUGGCCUUGCUCACCAUCACAGUUUUGGAUAUUAACGACAAUGAUCCAAAGUUUGAACAAAGUGUAUAUUAUCAGGAAGUAGCUGAAAAUCUGCCGGUUUCUUCUACUAUCAUGACAAUAAAGGCCACUGAUUCUGAUGAAGGAAGAAAUGCUGAGAUACGGUAUCGCAUAAUAGAAAAUCAGCAAUCCUCAGCUUUCAUGAUAGAGCCUAUCACAGGUACAAUAACAACUCGGGCUGUACUAGAUCGAGAGAGUAACGCCUCUUACCAGAUUCUAGUUCAAGCUACAGAUCAAGGUGACGUAGCAAACAGGCGAUCAUCGACAGCCACUGUAAACAUUGCUGUGUUGGACGAAAAUGACAAUUACCCACAAUUCUCACAGAAAACUUAUUUAGUGAAUGUAUCAGAGGACUAUAACUUCAACAUGAACCUUGCCAUUGCCAAAGUGAGUGCCACAGACAGAGACCUAGACAAAAAUGGCCAGAUAACCUACAACAUUUUUGGGGGUAAUACUUUCGAUACCUUCAGGAUUGAUGCUGUGACUGGUGAGAUCUCGGUUCAGAAGCAGUUGGAUUACGAGACGACUAAAGAAUACAGGUUAUCCAUUCAAGCUCAGGACCAGGGUGAACCACCCAAAACCAACACCACUGAUGUCAUCAUUAAGGUCAUUGACGUAAAUGACAAUUCACCAAUAUUCCAUGCAGCGCCCUAUCGUGGUAAUGUUCCCGAAGAUGCCCCCAUAAAUAGCACAGCUGUAGCUGUACAGGCUCAAGACAGAGAUGACGGGCUGAAUUCCCUGUUAGUAUAUUCCAUUGUUAACCCUGAUGAGAAUUUGCCAUUUUGGAUUGAUUCUGCUACAGGAGAUGUCAAGGUCAAAUCAAAAUUAGACCACGAAAAGCAUGAGAGUUAUAAUUUUGUGGUGAUGGCAAAAGAUCAAGGAACACCAGUGAAGUCUGAUACCACAAGUGUGUUUGUGACCGUAAGAGAUAUAAAUGACAAUGCUCCUGUAUUUUCUCAGAAGAUUUACAACCAGACUGUUUCAGAAUCUACUGCUACAACAACUCGGAUCAUCAGUGUCUCUGCGUCAGACGAAGAUAGCAAUGAUAAUGCAUACAUCACAUAUUCCAUCGUCAGUGGAAAUGUGGGUAACACCUUUCAGAUAAGCACUAUAAAUGGAGAGGGUAUGAUCUCUUUGCAAAGAAAACUGAAUUAUAAGGAACAAGCCCAAUAUCUGCUGGAGGUCAGAGGUACUGACCUUGGUGGCUUGUACGAUACAGCACAGGUCAGAAUAUAUGUCCUUGACACAAACAAAUACAGACCACAGUUUCAACACACACCAUAUAAAAUUGAGGUCAGGGAAAAUGUUCCGGUUGGAUCUUCAAUUUACAGAGUUUUGGCCGUGGAUCAGGAUGUUGGAGAGAAUGGAAGAGUUGCAUACCGGCUUGGGCAGGGAACCAGUGGCUUUGAAAUUGAUGAGAAUACUGGAGACAUUAAAACUCGUGUGAAGUUGGACAGAGAGACAACCCCUAGUAUGUCUUUUGCUGUGGAGGCCCAUGACCAUGGUCAACCCUCAAUGUCAACUGUUGUCAUGGUGCAUGUUAUAAUUUUAGACGAAAAUGACAAUGUCCCUCGUUUUACCCACGACAAUUUCACUGGCAGUAUAGUGGAGAAUGCUGAAGUUGACAGAAGUGUGAUGCAGAUCUCCGCAACAGACGAGGACAAAGGGAACAAUGCUAAAAUAUCCUAUAGUCUAGUUCACUCUACAAUUCCACCCAGUGACCACUUCUCCAUUGACCCUGUGUCGGGUGUGAUCAGGGUUGCCCAGAAGCUUGAUCGUGAGACAGUGGCAGUGUACAACCUGAAAGCUGUCGCAACUGAUGGAGGUGUUCCUCCAAGGUCAUCAACUGUGGGUGUCAGGAUAAAUAUCAUAGACAUCAACGACAAUCCUCCAAAGUUUCCAUCAAAAGAAUUAGAAAUCAGGGUUCCAGAGAAUACUCCGGUUGGCUCUGUGUUGAUGAAGGUUUCAGCUACUGAUCCGGAUGAAGGUGAAAAUGCACAAGUGGAGUAUGAAAAGAUACCUGGUCUGGAUGCAGAUAAAUUUGAUCUGAGCUAUAGACCGGGUGAACCCGCAAUUUUGAAAAAUCGUGUGGAUUUUGAUUAUGAACAAGGACCUAGGAUAUUCUAUGUCAAAAUUUAUGCAAGAUCAAACCCCUUUUUUGAGGAUGCGACCCUUGUGAUAAUGAUUCAAGAUGUGAAUGAUAACAAACCAGAGCUGAAGGACUUUUCUAUUAUUUUUAACAAUUUUGAGGAACACUUUGUUACCGGCCCGAUUGGUCGAAUUCCUGCCACUGACCCUGAUGAGAUUGACCAAAACAAACUGAGAUACGAGAUUCUAGGAGGAAACGAAGCACAUUUCCUUGACCUGAACACAUCAACAGGGGAACUAACUCUAGACUAUCGCUUAAACUCUGAUGUGCCCAGAAAUGGUACCCUCCAAGUCAAAGUUUCAGAUGGUAUGAAUGAGAAGAGAGCAACAUGUCGCCUUUACGUUCGCCUUGUCACCAAAGAGAUGUUGGAAAAGAGCGUCACAAUUCGCCUCAACAACAUUACCCAGAAUACAUUUCUCUCCCCUCUCUACAAGUUCUUUGUUGAUGCUCUGGCUUCAGUUCUAAAGACGGAAGAGAAGAAUAUCUACGUCAUCAACGUAGAGAAUGAUACAGAUGUAUCCACCACGGUUCUCAACGUCAGUGUCGCCGUACGGAAGGCGGACGGGUCGUUCUAUGAUGCAGAGGUUCUUAAAGAACAGAUUUAUCUCCAGAGGAUCAGAUUGGCUGAGCUUUCUACUCUACAGGUUCUACCCUUUGAAGACAAUAUCUGUAUCCGGGAAUUCUGUGCAAACUUUGAGCACUGCAUUUUCUAUGUGAAGUUUGGUCGCCCUCGGCCUUUCAUUCACUCCGACAUGAUGCUGUUUCGUCCCAUUCACCCAGUGAACAGUUUUAGGUGUGAAUGCCCCUCUGGAUAUGCCAUGACUACUGGGGAUUACUGUAACAUGGAGAUAGAUGCCUGCUACAGCAGUCCCUGUAAAAAUGGGGGACAGUGUAAACGAAAGGAGGGAGGAUACACUUGUCUUUGUGCACCUAACUUUACAGGGGAGACAUGUGAAAUUAACACAAGGAAGCAGUUUGACAUCUUGACAUGCCCCCAGAAUGUAUGUCAGUCUCCCUCAGAGUGUGAGGCCAAUCAAAACCAGGGAGGGUUUCAGUGUAAAGGCUGUCCUGCUGAGCCUCAUUAUGAUAAAUACUGUCAGCUGACCACAAGGAGCUUUGCCAUUGGCUCCUACCUCACCUUCCCAGCAUUCAAGAGGAGAUUCAGAUUUAAUAUUCAGCUCAAAUUUGCCACCCAGAUGAAGGAUGGCCUUCUGUUUUACAAUGGCCGAUUUAAUGACAGAAAUGAUUUUAUGGCUCUCGAAAUCGUAGAUGGUCAACUACAAUUCUCCUUCAGUACAGGAACAAAUAAAACAUCUGUAAGGUCAAAGGUCGAGGGAGGCGUGUCCAACGGGGAGUGGCAGUUUGUACAAGUGGAUUACAUUAACAGGACUGUUACAUUAUCUGUUGGGGAGGAAUGUGAUACACAGAUAGGGGUUAAGUAUGGACACCUGAUAUCAGAUCAUCCCUGUGCUGUGCAGACCACCUUUGAAAUCCCGGACAUAUGUUACACCAAUGUGGUACCUCAAGUACAGUGUCCAAAGUUCCUAGACCUGAAUGGACCCCUACAAAUUGGGGGUCUCCCAAAUCUUCAGACUCAGUUCCAGACAGAGAAUCGUAACUAUAAAGGCUGUAUCAAGGACUUCUACAUAGACCACAAGCUUCUGGAUCUGAACAAAUUUGUUCUGAACCAGGGAACUGUAGCUGGCUGUGCAGAGAAAACCAACCAGUGUAUAUCUGCUCCUUGUAAACAUGGAGGAACCUGUCAUGACCGAUGGGGGACUUACUUCUGUGAGUGCCCAGACCGAGCUGGGGGUAAGGACUGCAGCCAGGUGAUUGACCAGCCAACUCGACUCGAGGGCAAUGGCUUCUUGCUGUACACAGAAAACUCACUGACCAGUAAAACCAUCCUUUAUGCCUGGUAUAAUGGCAUAUCCUUUAGGACACGGGCCAGUUCAGGUGUACUGAUGUAUAUAGUGAUCAGUGAGGGUUACACCAUCACAUUAGAGCUGGUUGAAGGAUAUGCUCAGUACCAUGUGAGUGGAGCCAACAGAACAUUUGUGUUUGAUUAUCUCCCUGUAAAUGAUGGAAAGUGGCAUUAUCUGGAGGUUAGAUGGCCCAGAAAUUGGGAGAUCAUUCUGGUUAUGGAUUAUGGUCAUUGGCAGAAGAAGGAAAAUAUCACAGUCCUCCUGAGUAACAAGAUUGUAGAUAGAGUGUAUGUAGGAGCAAAGAGGGAAAAUGAUGGCCCAAUAUCCAAAGGUUUUGUAGGAUGUGUGGAGAAUAUAAUUGUUGGUAACACCAAUACGGCACUUCUUUCACGGCCGUCACACAGCAACACUUACCCAGGAUGCACCAUUCCAAGUGCCUGUAUGGAUAACCCAUGUUCAGCUGGGGCUACAUGUGUGGACCAGUGGGGAAAACAUGAAUGUGUCUGCCCUAAAGGUACGCUUGGGCCGCAGUGUAAGGACAUCUGUAGGAACUAUAAUCCCUGUCAUUACGCAGCCAUUUGUCAUGGUCCGACCUUUAACCCCAGCUCACAGGCCGGCUAUACUUGUCAGUGUGGUCAGCUCCAGAGUGGACGUUACUGUGAAUACGUGUCCACUCAGCCAUGUGACGAUGGCUGGUAUGGGUUCCCUGUCUGUGGCCCCUGUAACUGUUCUUACGAACUGGGAUUUGACACAAAGUGCAACAAAACCGACGGAACAUGCUUUUGUCAGGAGAACUACUAUCGACCAAUAGGAAGUGACCGUUGUUUCCCAUGUGACUGUUAUAAGUAUGGGUCGACAUCAAUUUACUGUGACAAGGUCACUGGUCAGUGUCCUUGUAAGAAGAAUGUCAUCGGAAGAAAGUGUGACCAAUGUGAGAACAAAUAUGCACAUAUAUCAUGGAAUCCAAAUGAUGACAUUGGAUGUUUAGUCACAAACAGUAUGUGUCCUCGUCAGUUCUACAAGAUUAUGUGGUGGGAGGCGAAGACCUUCACAGAGAGCGGCUAUGUCACAGCUGUACAGGAUUGUCCAUUCGGAGCUGUUGGUGAUGCCAAAAGAAACUGCUCUAAGACUGAGCUUUGGUCUGAGCCGGAUCUCUUUAAUUGUACCAACAAGGACUUUGUCAGCUUAGAAACUCAGGUUAGCCAGAUGGAGAACAGAACACUGAACAUAACAACAUACGUGGCCAAAACUAUGGCUGCAAAACUAGCCAGCGCCACGUCUUCUGUCAGGGUCUUGUUUGGGAAUGACAUCAACAUUACAUACAGAAUCAUCAAUCAACUGCUGAAGUAUGAAAACAAACAGUCUGGACUUGGCUUAACUUUAGAGCAAGACAGUAACUACCUACAGCACUUGCUAGAUGCAUUAAGUACAGCUCUGGAUCCACAGUAUGUAUACGAGUGGAAUAAAAUAAAUCGGAGGUCUGGAGGGAUAGGAGAGAUAUUUUAUCGUCUAGAGAAUUAUUUGGAUCUCCUGACCCGGAAUCUGGACAGAAUGCAGAAAAAUCCAUACAGAGUUGUCUCCAAGCACAUUGUUUUAAGUGUGGAUACCUUGACAUCUCGUAACACAACAGGACUGAAGAUCCCAAAGUUCGACAACAUUGUAGCUGAGUCAACAUUUGACGACCAGACCCACGUAGUUUUGCCGCCAUCCAUCAGCCAAUCAUCUGUGGCCGAGUACAUCCAGCGAGUGAUGUCACGUGGAUCAGAUAAAUUCUAUGUGUCCUACAUGUUAUUUAAUACUCUAGGUUCCCUAUUACCAUCUGGUCCUGGGAGUCUACAUACCAGCAUUGUUCAGAACCCAGGAAGGGAGCUAGCUGUGAAUAGUCCAGUGUUUAGCCUGCUUUUAAGGGAUCAAGACUGUGCCAUCAAUAAAGGAUUCUCAGAACCACUGAAAUUCCACUUUAAACAGAAGGUCAAGGACAAUCGCACAAGUCCACAGUGUGUGUACUGGAAAACCCCCAACAGCGAUGCAUGUAAUCACACAGACACCACUGGUGGCACCAGCUACCUUGGUCAGUGGUCAAGUGAGGGCUGCACUGUAGACAGAAGAUAUGAAAUUGAAAUCUCAGGUCAAGGGUCACAGGUCACUAAAGACAUGUACGUGGUCUGCUCCUGCAAUCAUUUGACAUCUUUCUCAAUUCUCAUGGAAGUAGCAGAUUCUGAGUACACAGCUAGAGCAGUUAUUUCCCUGGCCAUCUUCAGCUUUGUGGGGAUUGGUAUAUCGCUGGUCUGUCUGUUUGUGUCCUUUGUCAUUUUCUGUUCCUUCAAGCGCCUCCAGUGUAACUCUAACAGUAUUCUGAUAAACAUUGUGUUCACACUGUUUGUGGCAGAGCUCGCCUUCAUUGCAGGAGUCUACAGAGUCUCCAGUAAGCUUAUUUGUCGAUUGGUUGCGAUUUGCCUCCAUUACUUCUACCUGGCAGCAUUCAGUUGGCUGUUUGUUGAGAUGUUACAUUUAUACAGACGACUCAUUGAAAUCAGGGACAUAAACUACGGCACCAUGAAGUUCUACUAUCUCCUCGGAUACGUCAUACCAGGUAUCAUCGUUGGUUUGUCUGUUGGACUCUACACUGAUGGCUAUGGAAAUACCUCCUUCUGUUGGAUGGAUAUUUCUGAGACCUUCAUCUGGAGCUUUGCCGGCCCAGUGGCUGUGGUCAUCCCUGCCAUCAUCUUCAUGUUCACACUGGCACUACAUUCUAGUUGUAAGGAGAAAGUCAAUGUUUCGGACAUCACAGCUUUCAGGGCGCGAAUUUUCUCUGGUGUGAUAUUACUACUACUGUUGGGAAUCUCCUGGAUUCUGGGACUACUUUCUGUGAACUAUGACCUUCAGCCAUUACAUUAUGUCUACGCAGCAUUUACAUUCCUACAGGGAGCUUUUGUGUUUCUAGCCUAUGUUGUUGGUGACAAGAAGGUGCGUUAUAACUUGAAAAAGCAAUGGUACAAAAUGCAAGGAAAGAAACUGGAUCCAGAUGACUCAGUGGUGGGAAGUAGGCCCUCUAUUUCAAGAUCAGCCUUGGCUUAUAGACGAGACUCUUCCAUUGAUGGCUACAUUAACAGGACAAAUGUGGGGAUCUCUACGACCUCCACAACUUCUAGAUCCACUAGUAAAAGCAGUGGGGGCCUGUAUAAAGGGGAGGACUACCUACGCAGCACAGACACCUCCACUUCUGGACAUGCCCCCUCCUACGCUUAUGAUAACUCUUACCACCAGAAAUCAGGAGAGGAUGAAGUACCAGAAAGAAGAAGCCACCGUAAACACAGAAAUCAUGACUCCGAUUCCGAGAGUGAUGUCUCUGUUGGUCAGGCCAGUAUAGAACUGGCCUCCAGUCACUCAUCAGAUGAGGAUGACGAUUUUGAUAUUGGACCAUCAUGGGAGAAACAACUGCCAAAAAAUCAGAAAAUUGAAGAAGCCAAAGAACAGAUGAAGAGAAAGCAGCAGCAGGAGCAAAGUCAACAUCAGGACUCGGAACAACAACAAAACCAGCAGAAUUUAAAGCACUUACACUCAGGUCCCCAUUUGUACACCACACUUCCCAACUAUGGACACUGGCCCGGUGACCCAAAUCUGUCGGGGUUUCACAUGAGUGAAUCUGAUUAUCAGCAGACUGUAUCCAGCAAUCCACCGGAUGUUACACUUCCUGCUCAGCAAGACUUACAAGAUGAUUUCAAUGAAAACCACCCUCCCGGAGGAGGUCCCCCACUCUCUUACUGUGAUACAGAUGAUUUCAAUCAGAACCACCCUCCUCCACCACUCUCUGGAAGUGCAAUGAGAACCAAUCUCCUCGGUGCCAUUCAGCUGAAACGCAGGUCUAGCGAACCAACAGAGGAAAAAUUCGACCCGACAAAAAGCAUCCCUAACCUAGUGUUUGAGGGCCCAAGAGAAGAACCAGAACCUACUGAAAGCUUUGCCAGCCCCCCACCCGCAGUCCCCUCUGAACAGCCGACGGCUUCAGGUGGAGAUCCAAUGAAAAAUCUUUUGGGAGCCAUUCAACUUCAAAAACCAGAAACAGAUUUCGUAGAGGAAAAAUUUGACCCCACAAAGAGUAUUCCAAAUCUAGCCUACGAAGGUCCAGUGGAGGAACCAAUCGAAGAGGCGACAACUGAAGAACCAGUGGAGGAAAAGCUAAGAGCUUCGUCGUAUGACUCUGGUUUUGUGACAUCAAGGACCGUAAGGAUAGCCAAUAAUCAAAGUCCAAAAGAAUUCACCGCACCUUCAAAAUCUCAGACCAAGUCAAAACUGUCGAAAAGUAGUCAUACUCAGACUAAAGGGCCUCCUAGUCUGACGAGCGUUUUAAGUGCUGCACAACCAGAAAGACAACCGAGCACUCGACUGAGUUCAAACGCUGGCGUGGAUAACAGUGUGAAACUAGUACGACCAAGUCUGGUAAGAUUUAGUCAGACAGGUGAACGUCCCAGCGAAGGAGUGAGAGACCAGAGAUCCAGAGAGAACACUGAAGGUAAUGGGGGACACGAAGAUGAAACUCUUAUAUCUUCCCAUAAUAUCUAUCCCCCUGAACCGAUUGAUCACAUUUUCGGCCGUGAUAGAGAAACUUCUGACCAUCUUCUAGGUCAUGUUAGACAGCAGGCCCGGCCACUUAUUAUGGUCAACGAGGACAACACUAUCAGAGCAGUCAAACAUAAACACGAGCUAAACGAUAUAUUGAGAGCUACUACUGGAGAUCACAUGCCCGAAUUACCGCGCGAAAUACAAAACUACGUCGAUAAAUUCCACGAUGUUCCGCUGAAUAAAUUGAUGCAUUAUGCUGAAACAGGAUCUUAUCUGCGAGAGAGCUACCUUGACAGCAACAUAUGCGACAUUCGUGUCCAUGUAGGUAAAGAUACCUACCCCGCCCACAGGAUCGUGCUGGCCUGCUUCAGUCCAUACCUAGCUUCAGUUUUAGAACACGAGAACCCGCUAAAACAUAAAAAGCCGAAAGAUAUUCGAAUAUCGGGGGUUUCCGAACGGUCUGUUAAAGUUCUAUUAAAUUAUGUUUACACCGGAGACCUAAGAAUGGAAACUGUCCUUAUUCCAGAUUUCAUUAAAUUGGCCGAUAAGUUUGAUGUUGCAGCCGUUAGACAAAAAUGUUUCGAUCAAGUUGAAUCAAUAUCUGAUGAUGAACUCCUAGCUUUGCUCUCCGUCAUGAAAGACACGCACGAUGUGGAAUACUGCGAUCGCAUUAUGAAAAGCAUUGCCUCUAAAUUCAUGCGCGUGAGAGACUGCAAGACAUUCUUUCAGCUCGAUAUCAACACACUUUGUAUGGUAUUAUCAUAUGAUGCAUUGAUUCUGCGCAGUGAGAUGGAUAUUUUUUAUUCGGGUUUGAAUUGGCUCCAGAAUGGUGAUGCCAAGGAACGCUGUAAGUACCUAGACCGAGUAAUGGACUGUGUUCGAUUUCCUCUGAUGAACCAAGCCGAACUAUAUGAGUGUGUGGAGCGCUGUAGCUUAUUGAAAUCGAGUGCGACCUGCAUACAAAGAAUCCACGAAGCUAACUGGCUGAUGACAAUGUCUAUGCUACAUAAACAGGAUCCCCUCCGUCUAUACGUCCCUCCACACCGUAAUAACAUCAACUCUAGCGCCAGCGUCAGCGAUUACAUCACGCGUACAUGUAGUAGAGUGAAGACUGACGUCACAGUGGAAGUAGCAAGAGAGAGUUCUCCCAAAAACUACAACAGCGAGCCGGGAAUGUCAAGGGCAAAAUACUCCCCCACAAACUCACAAGGGGGUCCUCGUAACAACAACUCCCACGUUAGGACCCACAAUAACAACGCUGGGGGCACUGGGGAAGAAAGUUGUGACACGGAGCAGGUUACUUAUGUGCAUAACGAGUCACAUGACCAAAGGAAGCUAUGUGAAUCCCCUUUAUUUAAAAUGGGGCAUUCAACAUCCAAAGAUGUAGCAGAUGAAGGAUUGAAUAUGGAUCCGAGUCGAAAUCACACUAUUGUUUUCACCAACAAACGCAUGUACAUGAUAGGUGGCUGUGUAACUAAACAAGGGGUGCCAACUCCACGAAGAGAUGUUUUGAUGUAUGAUAAGAGUUGUUGGACUUGGAAUCCUGUGGCCCCCCUCCUGACUGCAAGAAUGUAUCACUGCUUAUGUGUGGUCAACGGUCAGAUUUAUGCGCUGGGUGGAAUAGGAGAAGACAAUAGUAUUCUCCACUCAGUGGAAUGUUACAAUCCAUCCACCAACUGUUGGUACUUUGUCAAGGCAAUGUCGGAAGGAAGAAUGGGCGCAUGCGCUGCAGAAUAUGGCGGACAACUUUAUGUCGCUGGCGGUUAUGGCGAUUCUGUGAAAGAAUCUGAACAAUUCCCGAUUUUGGACAGUAUAGAAUGUUUUAAUCCCCAUUCGAACAAGUGGACGUCGAAACUCAAUAUGCGCUACGGUCGUUGCUUUGCUAGUCUUGUGUCUGUAGGUCAAUCGCUAUACUUAUGUGGAGGUUUUGCUAUAAACAGGGGAUCACAUGACCACUAUCUUUCAAGUGUGAGCGAUGUAGAUGAGUACGACAUCCUUAAUGAUACAUGGAUUUACAAGAAUCGUUUGUGCAUAGGUCGACAUGAUGCUGCGUGUUUCAUGUCAGAUGACAAGAUAUACCUAAUAGGCGGAAUAUCCUCACAGCUAGAGCACGCCCUCUGUGACGUAGAAUGUUUUGAUCCACAAAGAAAUGUCAUCUAUAAGGCAGAGGAUACACCUUACCAAAUUCACUGGAUCAAAUGUGCAGUUUCCAAAAACUGAAGUUAAUUCUGCCAAACUCGAUGUAUUAUCUGAAGAAAAAAAGUUAAUAUUUAUCAAUAUCCAAUAGUUUUGUGAAUGCUAUAAUUUGAAUGUUCAUUCUUAUGAAAUAAAGGUUGUUAAUGUUUUAAA